Molecule: messenger RNA, 1736 nt
Organism: Colletotrichum scovillei
Lineage: Eukaryota; Fungi; Ascomycota; Sordariomycetes; Glomerellales; Glomerellaceae
Product: acetolactate synthase
Exons: 3
Coding region: 162-1736 (524 amino acids)
Biological process (GO): L-valine biosynthetic process
Cellular component (GO): acetolactate synthase complex
Molecular function (GO): acetolactate synthase activity; flavin adenine dinucleotide binding; magnesium ion binding
Source: RefSeq, a predicted model, not a curated record
CAAACGGGCUACCUUAUACCCUCAGCAUUCCUUGCCCAGCUAUACCGACAAGAUCAGACACACCUAAUGCUUCACUUCUUUUCAUCCUAACCAGGAGUUAAUCAGAAUCGUGCUCUCUGCAUUGACUCGAUACCACGCUCAAAUACGCUCACGAUCACUCAAUGUCUUCAGAAACAGUAGAUGUGGUGAUCGACUCUCUUGUCGCCGCCGGCGUCAGGCACAUCUUUGGUGUUCCGGGUGCCAAGAUCGAUAGCGUCUUCAAUGCCCUGAUUGACCGCCCCGAGAUCCAGCUGGUUGUUUGCCGCCACGAGCAGAAUGCCGCCUUCAUCGCCGGAGCGAUCGGCCGUAUCACAGGCCGACCCGGCGUGUGCAUCGCUACCUCCGGCCCGGGAACUAGCAACCUUGUCACCGGCCUCGUAACCGCCAACGACGAGGGUGCACCCGUUGUUGCCAUUGUCGGCGACGUCAAGCGAGUGCAAGCAGCCAAGAAGACACAUCAGAGCUUGAGAGGAGUGCAGCUUCUCGAGCCCGUCACCAAGAAGACCACCGGCGCCGUGCACCCGGAUCAGAUCUCAGAGAUUAUGCUCGAUGCCUUCAGAACCGCGACCGCAUACCCGCAGGGUGCAACAGCUAUCAGCCUACCGAUAGAUAUCAUGACAGUCGGAACCAAGACGUCAAUCCCUGCGCUGCCCCCGAGCGCCUUCACACCGCCCCAAUAUGGCACAUCACCGUCAGCGUCACUGAGCAGAGCGGCGGCUAUGAUCCAAAACGCAAAAUUCCCAGUUCUGUUCCUCGGAUCGAGGGCAGCAACACCAGCACGCCAGGAGCUCGCUCAUCUCUUCUACGGCCGCAUCGGCCUCUUCCGCAACCAACCCGGCGACAAGCUUCUUUCCCAGGCCGAUCUCGUCAUCGUCGCGGGCUACGAUCAGUCCGAGUAUGACGCCGACGCGUGGCACAAGAGCCAGAGCCUCGAGAUCUUGCAUCUGGACUGGAUCCCCGCCGACUACGGCGCUUUCUACAACCCAAAGCUGGAACUCGUAGGCGCCAUCGCCGCCAACGUCAAGGCGCUAGGCGACAUUCUGGCAAACGUCUCCCGCCCACAGGAGUCCGAGAUAGCGAAGUCCAUCUUCACAGAGUUCCACGCUUGGGAACAGAGCCCCCAAGCUCUGGGCCAGACUGGCGACGGUCCUGUGCACCCGCUCUACUUUAUCAAGCUCAUUCAGGGUCUAUUGCCCGCGUCGACGACUUUGGCAUCGGACGUCGGCAGCAUGUACAUCUGGCUCUCGCGGUUCUACUUCGCAUACAGCCCCAAGUCUUUCCUCGUCUCCAACGUUCAGCAAACUCUCGGCGUGGCUCUCCCAUGGGCCAUCGGCGCCUCUCUAGCCCAGGAGCCGCCUUGCUCCAAGAAGGUCGUAAGCAUCAGUGGCGACGGCGGCUUCCUCUUCAGCGGGCAGGAGCUAGUGACUGCCGUGAAGCAGGGGUGCAACAUCACGCACUUCAUCUGGAACGAUGGAAAGUAUAACAUGGUGGAGUUUCAGGAAGUCGACAAGUACGGCCGCAGUUCAGGCGUCGACUUGGGCGGGGUCGACUUUGGAUUGCGCGUCAAUCGAUCGUCGGAACUGGAAGCCGUCAUGAAGGAGGCUUUGAGUUAUCAGGUCUGCAUUGUCGACGUUGAGAUUGACUACUCCCACAACCACGAGCUUAUGAAGAAUGUCAUCCAGGACAAUAUUAGUUAG